Cloeon dipterum is the source of this 2063-nucleotide messenger RNA. RefSeq lists its product as uncharacterized. The record is from RefSeq and is a predicted model, not a curated record. The transcript is spliced from 4 exons. Gene Ontology annotation, cellular component: cytosol. Gene Ontology annotation, biological process: neurogenesis. The coding region runs from base 248 to 1783 and encodes 511 amino acids. Gene Ontology annotation, molecular function: protein binding. Lineage: Eukaryota; Metazoa; Arthropoda; Insecta; Ephemeroptera; Baetidae.
GUUGCUUUUCUCGACUCAGGUGCUCAACCUCUAGUUUCAAGGCACAAGUUACCUUACUGAAACUCAUCUUCGUCAGCUUCAGACAGCAAUGUGCGUAUGAUUGUUCACAUUAUCUCUCUUUUAAAACCCUCUAACCUUUUUGAUUUGCAUUUUGCAGAGUCGGAAUUGUGCCCUGCAGGUUUUUGUCAGCUAUUUGCAUUGAGGCACUCUACUCGAAAAAUUCCACAAAUUGUUCGCUGCCGGCGAGAUGUCUGUCGAUGAGGAAUUCGAAACCGUCAAAAUAUCUGACUGCGACUGGCGCUGCGGAAAGACUUUGAUGGAUCAGUUGUGGUUCAUGUACGAAAAGCAGCUAGGCGUCGAUCUCAAAAUCGCUGUUAUUAGUGACGGCAAUAAAAAGACGUAUCAAUGCCACAAAAUGAUCGUGCGGAGGCUCACCGCAGUGUUCGACCUGACUCUGAAUGAAUCUGGCGAUGGCUUCCUUUCUUUGGACAUUGGCAACCUGGACCCGAACAUUUUCGCUGUGAUUUUGACGUAUGCAUACACCGACAAGCUAGAUUUUGAAAACAUGGACAUGGAGGACGUUAUUGCAGUCCACAAGGUGGCAAGUUUGUACCAAAUGGACGCCAUCAGGCAGCAAUGCAACAAGAUGUUUUUGGUCAAAAUGAACAAAAGCAAUGUUUGGGAUUUGCUCACUUUCAUUGAGGAGCAGCCGAAUGUGGAUUUGGAGCGCUGUUUGAGCUCGUUUCUUUCCAUGAGCGUCACUGGUUGUCUGGAUUCGCGCAACUUCCUCAACUGCAGCCUCAAAGUGCUGGAAUUCGUCUUGGGCCAGGAGGAGCUGCCUGUCGCUGAAGUGAAUUUGAUCGAAUCCGUGAUUCGAUGGGCCAAACACAAGGAGCCGGAACUGACUCCGGAAAAAUCGAAAGAGCUUCUUGGCCCGUGCUUGGGGAAAAUCCGCUUUUUGUGCCUGACUCCUGCCGAGUUUUCAGAGGUAGUCGCUCCGAGCGGAUUGCUGCCCCAAGACGACUGUCUCUCCAUUUUGGUCAACUUGGUUUCUGGAAACCACCCGAUGCCUCUGCCUGACCACAUUUGCAAACUGGAAACUCCCAGGACCAAACUGCCAGAUGAGCCACUUGAGCCAAAUUCGCCCACCCCUUCCUCGGAGGAGCAGCUAGAAAAUCCGACAUUUCCUGCAAAAGUGGAGCCCAGUGCAGCUCCUGUGGUGACAAACCCAACAAGUGAGGAUGAGAAUAAGAAUGCUGCUUCAUCAACGUCUGGGGAAAUUGAUUAUUUGCUAGUUCGCCGUCCUGCUGAUCCCAAGUUCCAGCUGAAACUUUUUUCGCUGCAAGCCCCAGCAACGAUUAGUGUUUACAUCAAAGUGUCAAAAUCAGCAAGAUUCGGAGGUGUAAGGAUUGCGUCUCAAGAGACCCCUGCUGGGUGCGAGCCUGGCACUUACAAGGAGGACAUGUUUGUACAUGCGUUCUCAAUCGCCAGCAAUGAUGAAAUCACGAAUACCCCAAUUAAAUUACGAGCUGCGUUUAUAACCUUUGCUCGAGAGGUAGAAAAUGGACCAAAUAAAUAUUUUGAUGUGAUGUUCAAGACACCAUGUAUCUUGGAAGCAAACCAGGAGUACACUUUGCAGUUAACUUUCCGCAAACCAGGACAGUACCUGUUCAGUAAAAGGCUUGAUGCUGUUACUAUUAAUGGCUACACAUUCAACUUUAGUCUGGUUAAACCCAGCGCACAUGGUGCAGACCCAAUUGAAGCUAUUUUCCUUGCGGUUUGAUCACAAGAAUACCUAUGAGAUGUAAGUUGAAAAACUUUCUUAAUGACUGAAUUUUGUUCAAAUAAUAUACAGACUGAACAAAUGAAAAUAUACAACAAUUCUAUAUUUUAUUAGAAUUUUUUAAAGAAUAUUUUAAGUAAACUCAGUGAACCAAUAAAAAAUAUUGCAGCUCAAUCCUACAGUAUUAUUUAUAUCCGUUUUAAUAUAAAAAUUGAUAAAAUUGAUUGCAACAAUAUGUUACUCCUGAGGGCAAUCAUAAAAAAUGGAAGGAAUGCUGGGC